CAAGGCCCGGGCGGGCGGGCGGAGGAGCCCCAGCGGAACGCUGCCGUCGGUCCGAUGCGGCGCAGGUCGGUGCCGAGCCGUGAGGAGGGAUUGGAAGAUGGUGCGUGAAGCUGCGCCUUGGCUCCCUGAGCGAAGGGGCCGUUGCGGGGCUCGCCCCGCCGCCUGCCCGGGAGGUGCGAGGGGCUAGGCCGGGGAGCGCAGGGAUGGAGGGCUCGGGCGAUGCCUCCCCCGCCGGGGCCGACUGGCGCCUGGUGCUGUGGACCCUGUGCUCCGUGCUGCUGCCCGUGCUCAUCACGGCCUGGUGCAGCUUCCAGCGGUCGCGGCGGCAGCUGCUGAUCCGGGACAUCUUCCGCAAGAGCAAGCACGACUGGCACUACACGGACCUGUUCGGGUCGCCCUCGUACUGCUGCGUGUGCGCCCAGCACAUCCUGCGCGGCGCCUUCUGCAGCUGCUGCGGGCUGCGCGUCUGCGAGCCCUGCCUGAAGGAGGCGGACCGGCGCUUCCUCUGCAAGGAGAUCAUGAUGAGGGGCACCGCCGGGGCCCCCAGCUCCAUGCCGCACCACUGGAUCAGGGGCAAUGUCCCUCUCUGCAGCUGCUGCAUGGUCUGCAAACAACAGUGCGGCACGCAGCCCAAGCUCUGCGACUACAGGUGUGUGUGGUGUCAGUACACUGUGCAUGAUGAAUGCAUGGUGGAUAGUUUGAGGACUGAGGAUUGUACCUUUGGAGAAUUCAAAGACUUAAUUAUUCCACCCUACUAUUUGUCUGCAAUCAACCAGAUGCGUAAAGAGAAAAGAACCAGCUAUGAAAAGGUGGUCCCUUACUGCAGUAAGCACUGGAUGCCAAUAAUGGUGCUGGCCAAUACUCGCAGUGGAACCAACAUGGGUGAAAUAUUUCUAGGAGAAUUUAAAAUGCUGCUGAACCCUGUUCAGGUUUUUGAUCUCAGCAAAAUUGCACCUGCUAAAGCUCUCCAGCUCUGCACUUGGCUGCCCUGCAAUGCUGUCAGGGUUCUGGUCUGUGGUGGGGAUGGCACAGUGGGCUGGGUCCUGGAUGCAAUUGAUGAAAUGAAGAUAAAGGGGCAAGAACGAUAUAUCCCACAAGUGGCAGUUUUACCUCUGGGAACAGGGAAUGACCUGUCUAAUACUCUGGGCUGGGGUGCAGGUUAUGCUGGAGAAGUCCCUGUAGAGCAGAUCUUACGAAAUGUCAUGGAGGCAGAUGGAAUCAAACUAGACAGAUGGAAGGUUCAAGUAACAAACAAAGGAUACUACAACUUAAGGAAACCAAAGGUAUUCACAAUGAACAACUACUUCUCUGUAGGACCUGAUGCUCUUAUGGCUCUGAAUUUCCAUGCCCAUCGUGAGAAAACUCCCUCUCUGUUUUCCAGCAGAAUCAUCAAUAAGGCUGUUUAUUUUUUUUAUGGAACCAAAGACUGCUUAGUACAAGAAUGUAAAGAUCUUAACAAAAAGGUUGAGCUAGAGUUGGAUGGUGAGAGGAUUGAGUUGCCCAAUUUGGAAGGCAUCAUUGUGCUGAAUAUUGGAUACUGGGGAGGUGGCUGCAGGCUCUGGGAAGGAAUGGGGGAUGAACCUUAUCCUUUGGCAAGACAUGAUGAUGGACUUCUGGAGGUUGUUGGUGUUCAUGGUUCUUUCCACUGUGCCCAGAUCCAGGUGAAACUGGCAAAUCCUGUUCGCCUAGGGCAGGCACACACAGUGAGGCUGAUCCUGAAGAGCUCCAAGAUGCCGAUGCAGGUGGAUGGGGAGCCCUGGGCACAGGGGCCCUGCACUGUCACCAUCACUCACAAGACCCAUGCUCUGAUGUUGUACCACUCUGGGGAGCAGACAGAUGAUGAUGAUGCCUCCAGCCUGUCAGAGUGACACCAGGGCAGGGAGCAGCUGGAUCAAGACCUGGAGAUUUUGUGGAAUUGGGAUUUGAUGUGCGGCAGUGAGGAACUUCAGCUCGUUAAAACACCAAUGUCUGAUCUGGACUGAGGUUUAUCAACUAAGGUUCAUACUUGUGAAUGAACUAGAGCUGAGGAAAAAGCCAUGCUUCUGCACUCAUGGAAACUUUCACAGCUGAAUUACCACCACUGGUUUGCUUUAGCUUGGUGGGGAUGCCCUCCAGCCUUUCCAGCUGGAACAUGUUCCUCUCGUGGCUGGAAAGGGACGGAUGCUGCAGCCCUUCCUUGCUGUGCAAUCAGGUCUCUGCACAUACACAGCACAGUGUUUCAGAGAGAUGUUUCAUACCCUUGGAAAGGGGAACAGCUGGGGUUUGACCUGCUUCCACCUGCCCCAGAGCAGUUCCAGAGCAGAAAACCAGCCCAAGCAGAAUAUGGGUUGAUGUUGUGACAGCAGCCUGCUCCUGGCUGCCAUCUCUGCCUGGGAGCAAGAGCAGUAACUCUGUGCACCUGCUCAUGCAAUGCAUUUCUGAUAAGCUUCACUGGGAGAGUAGAGGAUCUGGGAGCUCUGGGGAAGGUACUCAACAAGAAAAUUGCUUUUGGACCAAAGGUUUCUGGAAAUGUUAUUUAGGAAAUGUCCUUUUUCAGUGGCUUUGUAAGCCAAAGAGUACCCUGAGGUCUUGAGUCCCCAACAUACAAUUCAAAAUACUUGUACCAUGAAUUGCACUGAAUGAUCCUGUGACUUGACUUUGCUUCAGCUCAGUGAGAGACUAAUUCCAGUUUUUGUAAGUAGCAACAUCAUAGUUUUUGGGCAGGCUUUUUGGAGGAAAACUUGGACAAAGGAGCAUCUUCUUUAGCUGUUUAGAGAGAAGGGUUUUAAAGAAAUUAUGAUGAUUGGCAAAUGUGGGGUAUUUUUUAAAAACUUGUUGAAGAACGUGGCUCAUAAUUACCUGAGAAUGAUCAGUACUGUCAGUCUGUUAACUUGUAAUUGUAAGUGUGGAGGUUGAGAGCUGAGUUUGCAGAGGUGCCAUUCGUGUGUAGGAUUUGAUUGUGGAAAAAAGCAUGGAAGCAUUUGUUUUCUGACUGGCUCUUAGGUGGUAAGAGAUGCCUUGUUGGUUACCCUCAUUUCCCUUAUGGGUAGAAAGGGGGAAAAAGAUGAGAGGUUGAUCCUGGUCGUGGAGGUUCAGAACACCCACAAGAGCACACAGGGACUGUCUGGUAUGUCUGAAGCUUCUCAGGUUAAAAGCUUCUCAGGUGAAAACAUCUUCAUGGUUAACAAAAGUAGAAGAUCUUAUUCCUGCUCUUUUUGUUGUAAGAAUUUUGAGCCUGCAGCAGGUGAGAACUGAGUUGAGGUUUAAAAUAGCUCACUGAGUAAAUUCAGUUUAGUUACUGAAGGUGCUCUUCCAAGUAGGAAGAGAAUUUAUGCUGUGUAAGCCAAGAUUAUAAGAAGGUGAAGGCUUUGGUCUGAAGUUUGAAUGUUGCUGCUUUUGUCAUGAUCCCCCAGUUUUUAAAUUUUCUUUAUGCUGACUGAAAAUGAGACCAUUGGGUAAAGUAGGCUAUGUUUCUAGGUUUUUUAAAAUGAAACCAUUUUUCAAAAACCUGUAAAAUGAUGUUUGCAUUAGCACUGAAUGAUCUAUUUAUAUUUUAAAAUAAUUUAUUGAAACUUGGCAAAGUCAGUAUUUUUAAAACCUUCAACUGUAAUCCUCUUUGGAAAGCAUUUUUAACUUGAUGGUAUUCCUUGUAGAAAGUGUAUGUACUAGAACUUCAAUACUACUGAUUCUCAGUGAAUUUAUAGCAGUCUGAAAAUGUGAUUAGAGUGUAAUGAACUGUAAAGCAGAAGCCAUUUGUAAAUUCCAUAUUCAUUAGCCUUAUAUGCAUAACUUUAAUUAUUUUAUUGUAUGUAAAUAGAGAUGAAAAAUAAUAGUAAAAUAUAUGUAAAAAGUGUUUAAAAUACUUUAAGUAUGCUAUGCUAGAUUAAUCCAUUACCUUUUUUAUUUUAGUUAUGAGCUUCAAUUUGUAUUAGCUUCAAAAAUCAUACCAGUUAUUAUUUUUUUAAUGACAUGUAACCAUCAGCACCCUAAAAGUAUUUAAGUUCUAUGCUGUAGUUUUUAUGUAACUGUGGUUUACAAACAAAUGAGGAAUCUGUGGAAAAGCAGGGUAUGUGCUCUGAAAAGCAGUGUUUGAAAUGACACCACUGGCUACUUUAAACUGUACAUAAUGCAGUUCAGACUUCCCUGAAGUUGAUCAGAUGAUUAUUCAAAUUGGCUUGAAUAAUCAAUUUGAAUAAUAUUGGUUUAUAGCCCAAGAACCUUGAACUGUUGAAAAACGUCACUCUUUUCACUUCUGACAUCUAGAAAAAAAUAAUUGAUGCCAAGGUUGGAAGUGUCCCUGUGUUCCCACAGGUGAGUGGGGCUGUUUGUGCUCCCUCCCACUGCAGCUUUUCAUGGGUCCAGUCCAGCAUGUGUGACAUCCCCUGGGAAGGGUAAAUCCAUCAUUCCUGCUGGAGGAACAAAGUGAAAGUAGCAUUUAACUGGGUGCUUGUUUGGGACAACCCCUGCUCUGUGGUCUUGGUUUUGGAGGUGAAGUCUGUGUCUCACCAAUGGACUGUGAGUGAUGGCAGCAAAUGUGGCCCUGGGGAAGCCUCUUGUGGAAUUGUACCUGUGGUUUAGAGAACAUUCUGUAAGGCUGAAGUGUCCACUGGGAGUCUAUAGCUGUCAUCAUUUGUGUGGCAAAAAAAGGUCUUGUAAAACAGAGUCAGGCCUGGCGUCUGUGGGAAGCCUUGCUGUUUCCAGCUGUUCUUUGCUUUCAAUGUUUCCUCCUUUCUGGUGUGUUGCAAAUUGGGUUAAAGCCUGUUUGGAAUGGCUUUGAGGGAGCUGUUUCCUGUUUUAGCCCAGUUUGCCCUCAGCAAUGAGCUCCCAGACUGUCUGGCAGCAGGAAUGGACUUGGCUGAUUUGUAUCAGAGCUGGAGCUGCCCAGUGUGCAUUGUGAAUAUAAACUGCUCCAUGCUUUUUCAGUGUUGUAGGUGCAUAGAGCACCAUUUCAAACAGCUCCUCCAUCCAAGGAGUUGCUCCUUGUAGGCUGGAGCCCUGGAAAUCCCCACACUAAAUUCUCUGUGUGGGAGAGGGAACUCUGCAGCUGGAGCUCCUGUCCUGCACUGAAGAGUUUUCCCUUGUCCUAUUAAUCAUAAACAUUGGAAAAAUUGAGAAAACAAUAUUUCAAAAAGCCAGAUAACAAACUGUUUCUUCUGCCAGUCUGUAUAUUAUAGAUUUGUGUAAAAUGUACAGGGUAAACAGUAACACUGAUUGUCAAGCACUUCAAAGUGAGUUCAUGAAGUUUAUUUUUAAGUUAUAUUGUUGCAUCUAGUAGCAAGUUUGGUCAGAUUCUGAUAACUUUCUUUAAUGUAGGUUCUCAGUCCUGUGACAGGCAAUAGAAAAAGCAUAAAUCUGCUUGGAGAGCCCUUCUGUGGGUCAGCUCCUCUCCUGGCUCACAGUGCACUGUUCACUCACGUAGAGGAUGUGCUGGGUAUUUUUAUGUGCACAGAACCUCCUGUCAAAGGCUUUGUCAGACAAGAAAAUUGGAAUGGCUUCACGCAGCUGUUCUUGGCCCAGUGACCCACCUGGUUGGCUUUUCCAGUCACCAUCACCACCAGGACUCCAAAGGUUCCCCAAUACCCCUGGCCUGUAUUGAAUAUAAUCUUUGUUCUCAUUGCUGCUGGGAGGAACGUCCCUUUUCUCCACAGGUUCUGAGAACUGAUCCUUGAAGGGUUUGGUUUCAAUUGGCCAAUUCCUUCUGGUUCUGUGCUACAUUGCACUGAAGCUUUUACAGUGUGUGCUGCUGUAUCUCACUGGUUAAAUAAAAAGCUCUGCACCUUUAGCUGUGAUCAGCACAAUAGCAUCAGUGUUAGAAUAGUUACUGGUUUUUACUUGGCAACAAAUGCUUUUGGUAGAGCAGCACUGUAACCCAGUUAGUCUCUGGGGGAGAGCAGGACACUUAAAAAUCUGCAUAUGUUCUAACUGUACUGACUACUUUCUUCCUUUUGGAAAAUAAAAAAAAAUUAAGUCUUCAGUUGGAAUUAAAUUAGACUGUCUUCAAAAAUACUAGGAUGUAACUGAUUCUUCUGAAUGUCAACCACUGAAUUUAAAAUGCUGUUUUCUUCUGAGAAAUGAGAGGUGCUUCUUGAGCACAGGGUGAGGCAGCAGAAACCACUUCUUCCUGUGGUAAUUGAGUAAAUGGAGAGAAUUUACACAUUCUUUAUUUCAGCAAUGCUGAGGCCACAGUUGUAAAGCACGAUUUUGUCAUCUAAGAGUGCUGAAUACCCAAUUCAGGCUUUGGGCAUCUCAGGGAGAUACUUCAGGCUGGAAAAAAGCCACAUGCCUUGACUAAACCUAGUUGUGUUGUGCAGACUGACCUUGGCUGAGGAUCUGGCCCUCAACUGUUCAAAAGUAUGAAUGUGCUCAAAAUUGUACUUUUUAAUGCUGCCCUGUGUCCUGUGCUGUGUCCCCCUACUGCUGUAUGUAAUUAAUUCUUUGCAUUGUUUAAUUUGCAACUUGUUUGUAGAUUUCAGCAUAAAAAUUGUAUGGGAGUUUAUUGCAUUCUGUACCUUCAAGGUUUACAUCCCUCAAAAGCCAUUUUGUCUGCUACAAACUGCUGUAAUCCUUUGAAUACCUCCAGCCAUCUUCUCUUUCUAGGAUUUUUGUAGUUAAACAGAAUGGAUUUUUAUUUUUGUAGCUUGUAACUUCAGUAUGUAUAGUAGUUGUUUAGUAAGUAGUGAUCAGAAUACUGUAAAAUGUUGUUUUUAAGAGCUGUAACUUUUAAUUAGUAAUUGCUCCUUACAGGAAAAUGUCAGCAUGUUAACAGUUUAAAAAGAAUAUAUUAUUUAGUUACACAUGCUGUGAUGCUGCCACAUGGGAUUUAUAUUGAAUGUUUGUCUAUAUGUUCUAAAGUGGCACUAAACAAGGAAAAUAUGAGCCUCAAGUGCAAGAAAUAGCUCACAAAAUAGGCAGUUUUCAAUUGAGAAAGGUGACAUUUGGAAUUCAGUAUUUUUUAUUUCCCACAGAGCAGUAAGGAGUGAUCAGUGGACUCUUAGCAGAUCAGUUGUUUCCUUGUGGUGUAGUUUGUGUAUUUAGUGCCCAAACGUGAGCAGACACUGCACCAUUCCUGCCCCUCAGAGAGCAGAACCCCAGAGCAGCCCCACAGCUGUGCAGGAUGUGAGGUCUUGCUUGCCAUGAAAAAAACAGUUAGCAUGAGCUUGGACCUCCAGAAUAAAAGUUUAAAUCAAAAUUUGCAAAUUUUUCCUUGCCAUCAAGCCAUGUUUUCAAACCUCAAACUGGUUUUCCUUUGGUUUUGAAGAGAGGGCAGGCUGAAAUGGAAGGGUAAGGAGGUAAUCCUGUAGAAGUCAUUGUUAGAAAAGCAGAAAUGCUGGUUUUAUCUGCUGCAGAGGCACAGUGAGUGUGCUUCUGUCUCAUACAAGUUGUGAUGGUUGGUGCAGGGGUUACAUGGGCACAGUGUGUGAUUUGGGCCAGCUUCUGCCUGAGGAGCUGCAGCUUCAGUGGAGCCACAGAGCUGCCCCCUCUGUAGUUGCUGCACAUUAACACAGGGAAACUGAAAACUCAGUUGUUGUACCAUGGCCUCUCUCUGUGACUUGCACUCCCUAAAAUUCUCUGUGCAGAAACAUCUGCUCCGUAUUCUUCAUAGAAAUUUGUAAAUACAGAUUUUUUCCCAGCACUGGCUCUGUUACUGAAUUUCCUAAUGCAUCUGUUUGUCUCGUUAUUUGUUCUGUAUUUCUCUGUAGAUUUAAGGGCGUGGAUUAAAGUAUUUAAACUCA
Melospiza georgiana is the source of this 7712-nucleotide messenger RNA. RefSeq names its product diacylglycerol kinase epsilon (gene DGKE). Bases 204 to 1868 code for a protein of 554 amino acids. Gene Ontology annotation, molecular function: ATP-dependent diacylglycerol kinase activity. The record is from RefSeq and is a predicted model, not a curated record. The transcript has 11 exons. NCBI's taxonomy places the organism in Eukaryota, Metazoa, Chordata, Aves, Passeriformes, Passerellidae.